AUGAAUCAAGAACAAAAUCAUAACAAGCAGCAAUUAACUAACACUGUUACUCGUAUAGGAGCUUCUUCUUCUUCUUCUUCAGUAACACAACAAGCAAAACGAUCAAGAGCUCCGAUAGCCUGCUUUAGAUGUCAUCAUAAAAAGGUACGUUGUGAUGGAUUAUAUCCUAGUUGUUCUAGAUGUGGGUCGACAGGUAUCUUGUGUGCUUAUCCUACUAGCAGAAGAUCUCGAGCGACACAGCAUACUGCAGUUAAUAUCGAUCCUUAUAUUAAUAAUAUAUCUAAUCUUGAAGAUAGAAUUCGACGUAUUGAGUCUAAUAUGGAGAGCCAAUAUAAUAUGAUUCAAUCUAUUCUUCAUACAAACAAUCAAGAUACUGAGAAAGAGAUAUCUACUAAAACAAAGACGACAUUACUGCUUCAAGAGAUAGACUCCAAGAUGUCACAUACAGAACCAGAGAUACAAGAUUCAAAGUCUAUUUUAGUUCAAUUACGUCUUCAUGAAGAACAAAGGAUUCUAAAAAAUAAAAGGAAAACAGUAGCAACUAUAGAUAAAAAGCUGAUAAGUCCAAAGACUUUUAAUAAAAUAAAGAAAAGACAAAGGAAUCAUUGGACUGAUCAUGAUGUGACUAUCCCUACCACUACUACUACUACUACUCAAGAUAACGCAACUUACUUUAGAGAUAUGAUGACGAUGAAUCAAGAUGAUAUAAAUAGUAUUUUAUUUGAACAACAACAACAACAACAACAGCCUGAUCAUAUACAAUGGAAUAAUGAUCCUACUGCUUUUUAUACUUCUUUAUUACCUACUAAUAGUUUAAUUCAACAAGAGACAACGUCGUCGUCGUCGUCGUCGUCGUCAUCAUCAUUCAUGAUGAACCAUAAUACAAACAGUAGCCGUUUUUUAAAUAGUCAUAUUGUUUCUUCGUCUUCUUCUCGUUCUUUAUCCUCCAAUAUGAUUAGCUCAACUGCUAUAUCAGCAUCAAAUAUAUCUUUUGUGAAAAGAGCCCUUACCACGGAAAGACCCUCUUCUACAGCUUCUUACGAUGAUGAUAAUAGUAAUAGAACAACAGCAGAUAUACAAGAUACUUUAUAG
Cokeromyces recurvatus is the source of this 1092-nucleotide messenger RNA. RefSeq lists its product as uncharacterized. The record is from RefSeq and is a predicted model, not a curated record. Lineage: Eukaryota; Fungi; Mucoromycota; Mucoromycetes; Mucorales; Mucoraceae. The transcript is spliced from 3 exons. Gene Ontology annotation, biological process: regulation of DNA-templated transcription. The coding region runs from base 1 to 1092 and encodes 363 amino acids. Gene Ontology annotation, molecular function: zinc ion binding; DNA-binding transcription factor activity, RNA polymerase II-specific.